This is a messenger RNA of Cordyceps militaris CM01, 4056 nucleotides long. RefSeq lists its product as uncharacterized. The record is from RefSeq and is a predicted model, not a curated record. Lineage: Eukaryota; Fungi; Ascomycota; Sordariomycetes; Hypocreales; Cordycipitaceae. Bases 1 to 4056 code for a protein of 1351 amino acids. The transcript is spliced from 4 exons.
AUGCUGCACACCACCUUCUUGAUUCUCCUGUUGUACGAACAACUCGUUAGCUCCUAUUCGAGCUGCGCAAGUGUGCUGCCAGUCACCCUCCUCUUCGGACAAGUUCAUACGCUUAAAAAGACAGGGGAGGCAGGCUGCAGCACCACCCACACCCCCGGUAUUGCGCAAAAUCCUCUGCGGUCCCUUGUCCUGUCACGCCAAGCAGCCGACGCAUCUCGCUGGAGCACCCAGAUCGCACGUGUCUUUGUCCUUGUGAGUGGCUACAACCUGCCGCACACGGCAUCCACUCCUGGCAGCGUUUGCCCGCCGCAUCGUCCCGCCUGGGCCAAGGUGCCGGUUUUCCCUCUUGACUCGACCGUAACACAAUUGGCGAAUAGAUUUCUAUCUUUGGAACCAACCCGGUCCCCGGUGACCGAAACCUCAGCCCAUUUUCUGACCUGCGGGCGGCUGCGGCUCGCGCGCCGACCGGGUCCCCCGUCCCCGUCCACAAUGGCCUCUCCCCGCGACCCAGCCCGCCUGCGUCAGGGCCUCAACCCGCUGACCACCUCUGCCCUCGGCUCUCUCGCCGGACACCAGCACGGCACGCCUAUAUCUGCCAUCUCCAUGGCCUCGACGCAUCUUCUCUCGGCACACACUCCCGUGAGUGCUCUCCAGCCGUAUAAUCCCCAGGAAUGGGUUCCGCCCGGCGCGACGCCAAUGCCAGAGAGACAGGUUCAAUACGCCGGCGAGGCACAGGCGCCGCCGCCGCCGCCUCCUCCUCCUUAUAGCCCGCCACGGAGUCGACAACAGCGGCCUGUUAGUACGGCCUUUGAGCAUGUACUUGGCCCAAUGUCCACGCCGUCGCCGAGAAUGACCUCGAACUUGGCUCUGCACCAUGCUUCGCCUGAACCUAUAGCCAAUCCCUCAUUCCCGCCUCCGCCCGGCACAGUAGGUCGUGGCGGUUCUCGCGAACGCCGAUUCGGCCUGCCUUCCCUCGGGCGACGAAAAGAGCCAGAACAGCAACAGGCCAGUCCGCCAGAUGCACAUGCUGCUGCUCACGCGCGACGAAGCAUGGGUCCCGCCUCUUUCUACGCCCCUGAACCCCAACGCCCGAUUGCCGGCCCGUCGACAGAAGUAGUGCCUCCAGCAGCACGAAGAGCCGCAUCCACUGGUGCUAUUGACACUCCAACUUCCAGCCGAUCGCGCUCGACAUCGCAGACGAGGUGGGCGCCCGGCAUGCCGCUACCGCCUCCGCCUCCAGGGCCACCGCCGUCGGGAUCUCGGUCACAAAGUGUUCAAAGCGUGGACCGGAGUGUGGUGCCGAUCAUCUCACCGCCAACGCGACGAAGACCACCCAGCGGCGUCACCACUCUAGGUCCAGUUCCGCCCACACCUGCCAACUGGGUUGAUGCUGAUGCUCAACAAGCGCCUGCUCAGUCUGAACCGCAGAGAUCUCCUAGAUUGGCUAUAGACACCGACGUCGCGAGACGCUCUACUCAAGUGGCAGAACCCUUGGGCUCAGCAUCCAGCACGGGCAGUCUUAGCCGAGCUGGAGCUGUCCGCCAUGACAAGACCAUUCUACAGCGUCGAUCAGAGAGCAGACACGCCUCGCACGGCUCUAUAGACGCAGUUGCUCAUUCACAUGGUGUAUCAGAUAUUGUGGUUCCAAAUUCUGCAAACGGGCUCAGCCGCCGUCUGACCAUCACGAAAUCCACUCCACGCAGUGCAGGUCGUCUAGAGCUUCCUCUUUCGGCCGAUUCGAUAACCCUGAACGAUUCAAGAAAUUCCACCCCGCGGGGGCCUGGCUCAGCGCAACUUCCCGGGUUCGAAACAGCUACACCUCCGUUUUCCCCUUAUCAGAAGAAACCUAGCCCUUCGUCCGGCCUCGCGCUGGCGCCAAAAGCGCUACCAACUCCGCCGCUACAUAGGAGAUCUGGCUCGGGUUCUCGGCCAAGAGAAUCGUCUCGACCACCGCCUUCUGCCGGCACCUCUGCCUCGAAGCCAGCAGUAGCAUUGCAGACCGCAGAUCAGUUCGCCGCCAACACGAUUGAGCGUUUCCGAACAUUUGCAGCCCAAGAAAUAGCCGCUGCCUCUGAUGCUGAUCGAGUGCGCUUAUUUGCCGACUUUAUCGUGAACGAAUCGAGAUUGAGACGAGAACGAUAUGCGAGUGCUAUUGGCGAAAUGGGGUCGGAAAUUUUUGACCUGACCAGAGACCUCUUCCGCCCCAUGACGAAUUCUCGGCGCGCCUCUACAACUUCGCAGGACUGGACGCCCAGUUCAGCUGGUCCGAGCCGUUCACAGCUCGAGUCGAGUGGGAUGAGUUCAACAAGUGAUGGCGUGUCGACUUCGGCUCCCACAUCGGCAGGCAUUUCUCAUUCACCGACGGCAAGUGCAGCUGGUAACCAAAAUUACGGUGGUACCAAUUACAUGCCGUCUCUCUCGCCUAUUCUGAGCAUGAGCGUCAGCGAUAACCACGAAAACAGCUCUCGGGGGAGACCGCCAAGUCGCUGGUGGGAGUCGGAUUCGAAUGGAGACCCAGCGCGGGGAUGGGAGAGAUCGAAACGAGAAUCAAAGUAUAUGGGAGUUUCCAAGGACAAAUGGGUUGAAGAAGGCACAGAAUUGACAGGAGCAGGUGAGGGACCAUCUAUUCAAUACCCACCCGAAAAGACGGGAUGGCAUGAUGCAGAUGAGUCCAACUGGACACCAAACCCAGAACGGUUUUCCACCAUUUCGACCGAGUCCACAGCCUCUCCAGCGACAAAGACCGAAGGCCUGGAUGUGUCUCGUCUAGUUACCAUGCCACCACCAUAUCCACGACAUCACCCCGCCGUGAACAAUAACCACCCCGAGCUCACAGAAACAAGAACAGCUGUCCGGGGUCUUAGUGAGCUUGGUGAGAUGGACGCCACAAAAGAAAAAUUCACGCUGGCGAGCUCAAAGCGACGUCAAGAAUAUGCCGAAGCUACAGCCGAUCGCCGGAAGGCUUUGCGGGAGAACCUACAAAAGGAACUUGCAGCUGGCAAUAUCGGAUACGCAGAUGCCGCUGCCAUUGAGUCGGAUUCCGAAGCCCAGGAGAGAGACAAGGCCAAGGAACUGGAGAAGAAGGAAUACGAGCACUUCCAAAAUGAAGUCAUUGUACCGCUGAACGAGCUACUCAGUUUGCGAAUAGCCACGGCAACAGAGCUGUUUGACAAAUUGGCCAGCCAAUUGUUUGGCAGCGGUCAAAACGACGCCGAUAUGCCUCAAGAGGAAGGAGACGAUAGGCCGGAGCUGCUCGAGAAGCUCACGCUUCUCAAGUGGAUUUUCGAGACGCGGGAGUUUCUGCACAGAACCAUAUUCGACCUCUUGACGGACCGCAAUGCCAGAUAUCGCGACGUCGUUUUGACACCCUAUCGACUGUCUGGUAACACGGAGAAGCUCAAAUCUGCCGAGGAGUUCUUCGCUGCCGAUGCCUCGAAUCGCGAGAAUGCCUACGCCAACGAAGUUGUCAAUCGCGCCCGCGACUUUCGCUCCGUCGUGGACUCUGCCGUCCAGCACGGCGUGGCCCUGCAGCUGUCUGCGUUCUGGGACAUUGCGCCCCCUCUGCACGGCCUGAUCGAGAGCAUCCCAGCCACGCUCGCGGCGUUUGAGAUUCAGAUCCCCGCCAGCGAAUUCGACGAGAACCCCGCGUACCACGACCACCCGCUGCAGUACCUCUUUAGCCUGCUAGUACACGCCGAGAAGAGCACGUACCAGUUCAUCGAGUCGCACACCAACCUGCUCUGCCUGCUGCACGAGGUCAAGGAGGCCGUCGUCAACGGCAAGGGUCGCGUGCUCGAGACGCAGCUGCAGGAGCCCACCGGCGAGCCCAUCCCGGCCGAGAUGCGGCUGGCGCGCGCGCACAAGAUGCGCCAGGACGAGGGCCGCCGGCUCACGCACGACUUGCAGGAAAAGGUGCGCGAGGUGCAGGAACAGUGGGAUAACGCGCUGGGCGCCGAGUUGAAGAAUGUCAAGUCGCGCACGAGGGAAUGGCUCCUGGAGACGGGCGGCUGGGACGAGACGUUGGAGGAGGGCGAGUUUGUCGCGCGGGAGGAAUGA